This is a messenger RNA of Magallana angulata, 5162 nucleotides long. RefSeq names its product monocarboxylate transporter 13-like. The coding region runs from base 197 to 1717 and encodes 506 amino acids. Gene Ontology annotation, biological process: monocarboxylic acid transport; transmembrane transport. The transcript has 6 exons. Gene Ontology annotation, molecular function: monocarboxylic acid transmembrane transporter activity; protein binding. NCBI's taxonomy places the organism in Eukaryota, Metazoa, Mollusca, Bivalvia, Ostreida, Ostreidae. The record is from RefSeq and is a predicted model, not a curated record.
GUAACAUCCAGUGGUUAGUAGUGAGCAACACAUUUUGGAAAUUACAGGAAUGGACAAAAUCUGUCAAUGUGCACAUCUGUCCAUCAUUUCAAUGCAUCAAAUCGGCCGGCGAGACCGGCAUUUUUUCUCAACUUAGUCUACAAUAUCUAUUCUUCAACAAGUCAUUUUAUGACAAUCCACAACAGAAUGAGACAGAAUGCCACUGAACCAGGAGGAUUUCAGCCAUUGGCUAGAUUCUGUUGUUGAGGUGUUCUCAACUCUGAGCGAGGAACAGAAGACAGGGACCGUGAAAGCUGUGCUGGAAGUGUGCGGCUGUGAGCAGCUGACCUACCUCACUCAGAUAUUUAUUCCAGCCACUUGUCAGAUUGAUUUUAUUUCACACCUGCCCAAUGAUGUUGUCAUCCAGAUUUUGAAGUACCUGGAUGGAGAGAGUCUCCUGCGAAGUAGAAAAGUAUGCAAAUCUUGGUACAAGCUUAUAAAUGCCAGCAAGGAGGUGUGGCUCCACCAGUUCUGGAGGAUUGGAGGUCAGGUGCUCAGUCCGCCCAGCAUCACAGCAGGGGAGGCCCAGAAACUGUUCUGGCAGCAGCAUGUGUACAGGAAGAACUUCAACCGACAACUAAAGAAGGGACAGUUUAUCUUUGGUCCCUAUGAUGAGGAGGACACCUCUGAAUUUUUUAAGCUUAAAAGUCCAUAUUUUUUUAAACCUUAUGUAGCUGUUGGUUGUGAAGAUAGAAAUGUUUACUUCUGGGACACAACCCUGGGAGCUGCCUUUUUAGUGAAAGAAAUUGAAGCCCACAGUGUAUGUCAGAUCAAGUUUGACAAAGACUUCCUGUAUACUGCAUCCUAUGACAAUACUGCUGCCUCAUGGAACAUGGAAACUGGACAACUACAUAGCAAAUAUGUAGGUCAUGUCAAUGCAGUCAUGUGUGUCGAACCGGUCAAGCGUCACAAUCUGGUGCUGACUGGGUCAGCUGAUUUGACCAUCAAGAUCUGGGAUCAUGAUUCUGGAGAACUUCUACAAACUUUGGUAAAUCUUCACUCAGGUUGGAUUAAACAGUUACGAGCUCUGAGCUCACCACUUUCGGACCAUUUAGUGGUGCUGUCAUGUGACACCAAAGGACAGAUUUGCGUGUGGUACAAGUUGCUUAUAGAUAUGAAGACUUUCUCUCACGAACAUCACAUGUUGUUGAACGUACCCUUUUGUUUGUCGUCUCCCACAGUCACCAGCGAUGGAUUAGUGUGCAUUCCUGCCGACAUAGUUCUGUCAGAUGCUUGUAAAGGCACAGCCACCAUUGUACAAACUGGGAGAGGAAUGCUAUCUUUUUUCUCUGUCUCAGUGAAAGAAAACACAAGAAAGGACACUCUGGUGUGUUCGUGUGUUCGGAGAGUGUGUCUGCCAUCAAGUCUGUCAGAGAGUCGAACCUUGAUUGGGGCUGGAAGAAGGUUUGCCGUUUUUCAUGUGACGGAAGAAUGUGUUUCGGAGCUAAAUGAUUACUACUCAUCAUCCAUUUCUGUUGUUGACUUAGAACUGAAGAAAAUUUACCAUACUUCUCCUUUGGAUCACUUUAGUCCCUUUGGUGAGCCCCCCGUUCUUGGAGAAACCGAUUGGCUAGAUGGAUUCAAUGAAAGUAACCAUCCAUGGCAGCUUUGGAUCUCACAGAUGAGUGAAGGGCACCUUAGUCUCACGACUGGCAAUCGGCAUGGAAACCAGAUUUAAACUAAUUUAAAUCAAUUGUUCGAUACAUGCAACACUGAUAAUAAAAUAUUGUACCCUAGUUUUAAUUGUGAAUAAAAUUCAGGGUAAUUUUUAGAAAAGAAAAAUAUCAGUACCAGUCAAUACGAUAUUUGUGAAAACAUGUAUAAAUAUACUGUUGAAUCAGUGAAUGUUGUGGCUGUAACCAAUUUCUAUUGAUUGUCAUCGUUCCACAGGUUCAUUGGAACUUAAUACUGUUGAUUUACAGUAUGAUCAAUGAAUUUGAUGCUGAGUUUCAUAAUUCUUUGAGGAUGUGAAUUUAUAUGUGAUGGGUAAAUGAAAUAUUAUGUUUUUUUAUACAUAUUUUUUUAUGCCAACUUUAGUACUUAGAGGAAUUUUAUUGUGAAUUUGCCCCCUUACCAAGAGAGACAAGUCUUACAAUAUAUUUUGUAAAUGUAGUAAAUUGUGCUUUAAUCACUAUAGGCUAUAUUAAAUUUUUAACAUAGUUGUGAACUAUAACAAGUGUUUUACUUAUUUUAACAAAUCCACUUAAUGGUACAUAAAUUUUAACAGUUUGAGCUAAUUCAAAAUUUCACAUUUUUUGGUUAAUAUAUUUUUUUAACAUUUGUAAGUUUACAAAACAAUGUAAAUCAUUACUAUUUCACUUGUACUUUUGCCCUCUAUUUGAAAGGAAAUAAGAAUUAGGGGGUAGUAUGUAGUAAUAUAAAGUCCUAUCUGGACAAACAUGAAAAUUAAAAAUUUUAUCGUAGAAGCAUAUUUUGUCACAAUAAAACAUUAUUUUGUACCAAGAUCAAGACACACGAUAGCUUGUGUGAGUGUGUGUGUGUGCGUGUUUGUGUGUUUGUGUAUGCUGAUUUUGUCACAUCUGACAUGCAGUUCUGUUUCCAUGGAAAAGUACAUAAAGAACUCACGUUUAUCAACAAAAAAUAUUUGUUUGUGGUGUUUUAAGGUUUUGUUUCAUUUGUUUUAAAUGAUAUAAAUACAAUCAAUAGAAUCACUUCUGCAGACCUUAGAGUCUUAGUUUGACCUUUGUUGCCUGCUCAAGGUCAUCGAUCAGUGAAGGACAUAUUUUGUUUAAAUGCUUUACCAUCUGCUUUGACUUUUUAUGGUGAGUUUUUUUACCCAAAGGAUCAAUUUUCAAUGUUCAGCUCACAAUACAUAAAAGUGCUAUACUGUGGUAUCAUCAACUUUCGUUGAAUACCAAUGUUUGGGGAUUUCGUUGUUGAGUUGAUCCACGAAAUUCAAUAUUCAUCGAAAAGCAAUACGUAAUAGCAUAUUAUAUUAAUAAUAUCAUCGGCCAGGAAUUUACAUAUCCUUGAAACUGAUUUUCACUAUGUGAGAAAAUUGAUGCCCACGAAUAUUAGUUAAGCCGCAGCCGUGUAAGACUAUUUUCACUAAAAAUCAAUCGUGACUUCAGAAAAGUUCGAUCAACUUGACUAGUAAUUUUGGAUUUCACGUAUCUUCUUUUUUGCAUUCAAAACUUUAGUCUUGUAUUUUUGUUUUACUUAUACUUAUUUACUUACACUAUGUACUCUUAAUCUGUAUACUUGAGUUUUACACUAUGAUACCGAUCUGUUUCUCGUGCUAAUCUAGUGCUAAUUGCCUUUGUUCUAUUUCUUAUUACAUUGACCUAUAGAUACUACUCCGCGCAUCUGUAUCAUAAGUGAGACAUAAGGUUCUGACUGGAUCGCACGGGUCGUGUAAAUUAAGUAUCCACCCUUUACACACCUAUCGUUAAAUAAAAUGCCUAUACCAUCUAUGUCCCAAACAACGUAGUCGUGUUGUAACCGGAGUAUGAAUAACACGUGCUUUCUCUUGUAAUACUGCCCUAAGGAGUAAAAAACAGGUAACAACGAUAUUCACUGAUGUUUACUCAGUAUUCUAUUCUAUACGUAUUUUUGUGAUUGAAUAUCAAAGUCUCUUUGCAAUAUUGCUCUGAUUAGAAGGAUUUAUAGUUGCGGCAGAUUUAGAAAGUAUAAUUACAAAACGUGUAUUUAUUUUGCAUAACGAUCUGCUGCUCUUUUAGUCUACUGUUGUAUGUUUGUUAAAUAUACGAACAGGUUGUGUACUCAGUGUAAUGGCAUUUUAGAGGCUUUCAGACGAUUAUCUACAUGUAUUAUCUCCGCGCAUAUUCUAUUCGGUUGAUGGAGAAAACAGUCUCGAUCUUGCAACAGACUGCAUGCAGACAUGUGAAAGUUCUAAUACAAAAAUUCACUUUUACGAAAACCGUUUUCGUUUGAAUUUAAACGAUUCCACAAACUACUGAUAAAGAAGGGGGAAAGAAACGUAUCAACACGAUUGAUCGAUAAUACAGAAGCUAAAAUACAAAAUGUAUCACCGAAACUGGGCCAUACUUAAUGAAAUAUUAGAUGACCGAUUCCUCUUUUUGUCAUGUUAAUCAGUAGGGUGCGUAUAUGGUAGCAUAUUGCAACAAUGCUAUUCUCGUUAACUAAGGAUUGAAUACUUAUUUUUGGAUGUCUUCGGUCCUAUUACAUAAUUUGUCUGCAACAGCCUUUGUGUAUUAAAGGACCGACGACAUCUAAAAACUAAGCAUUCAGGGUUUAUAUUUAAUGAGGUAUAGCGCACUUAGUAUACGAUUUCUGUAUAACGAUUUUGCAAACAUCAUACAUUUUGAAUAUUAUGCAAUAUUUAGUUAAAAUAUAUUGGAAGAAACGCAAAUUACACAAUUACCAUGUUAAAAUGGUCUAAAUUAUCUUACACGACAUCAUUAAAAUCUUCAGGGUUGGUUAGGUAUAUAGAGGAAAAUGUUUUCAAUAAAAAAAUGACUAUCUGAACCACUUUAAACUAAAUACUAGUAAAUUCGAUUAAAAUUAUGUUCUACAGGUAUUGCAGGACACGCUUAAGUUGAAUUAGUUUUGGCUUAGAACGUGGUCUUCAUACUGAAAAUUAAACAAAUGUUUUUCGGUUAGUGACUUUUCUUAUACAAUCUUGUAUAUAGCUACACAUAUUUAAAAGACAUCCCAUGAAAUAGUUAAAUGCGUGGCCAAGUAGUAUUGCAUAGGUUUUCUGUGGGUUUUUUUGCGGUCGCUGGAUCGAUUUCAUUAGGUAGUAUUUUUUUCUCUUUAUUACAAUUGAUCAGAACAGAAAUAUUAAAUUACAUUUAUCUAAUCUGCUGGAAUUAUUUUUUUCAAAUCCUCUCGCUUUAAUUCUGAGUAUGGACACACUCUAUAUAAACAGAUCUCUUCAACUCUUUACUUACUGACUUUAUACACCGAGUUCUAUAUAUUCAUAUCUCGAUGGAGGUUUAUGCCAAAUCAGUGGUCACAGACACCAUUAUAAAAUCAGUACCUUUUGCUAUAUGUACCUGUUUCUAUUUUUAGUAACAAAUACUUUCCGUUCAAACACACGUGUAAGCGAACUAGUGGGAAAAGGCGUCAUAUCUUUUCAUAUUGAUGUUUAUUUGCCUGUGGUAUUUAUGUGUCAUCAC